CUUCCGGGGUCAGAGUUCGCAUAUACUACAACACACGUGUGUUUUGUUUUGUUGUCUGUUGGCACUUUUGCGUCUGUUAAAUAAUUUAGUAGAAAGAUGGCAAAGACUGAGAAGAAGCCCUUGAAAGAUUCUGGGAAACCAGUUGGCAAGAAUAAACAUCUGCCGGGUGAAAUGAAGUCAAAACGUCGUGGUAAAGUGAAAAAAACGAAACAAGUGGAUCACUUCGAACACAUCCCCUUUAAGCUCCAGGAGAUCAUGAAGAGCAAAGACAGGAUGAAUAAAGCUUUGGUGGCGGGUAAAAAGUUUAAAGGCUCAAUAUUUCCUGUUAAUAAACCGGAGCCCUCUAAAUACGAAGAUAUUCCUGUUCCACAUUUCAAAAGGAAGAAAAGGGAGACAGAGAAACGGUUCUUGCAGCGUGUGGAGAACGCAACGCGACACGUCCUUUUCCUCACCAAAAACCAAGUGGAGAGAAAACCUGAACUGGCUGAAGAUAAACAAGAGCAACCAGCCAACAAGGGAAAGUCAGAAAAAAAGAAGCAAUACGAUAAAGCAAGAAUGCAGAAGCUCCAACAGAAGAAGUUGGAAAGACAUGAAGAUGAUAUGGAGAAAGACCUGUUCCAUGAUGAGGUUGCUUUUGGUGAGGUCACAAUGGAACCCCCUCAAUUGACCAGCAAACCCAAGAAAGCUCUGAUCACAUCUCAGAAGUCGUCCAAGGAUCUGCUGCUCAACUCCCUCCUCGGCCACUCGGUCUCAUCUGAAGCCAAACCCUCGAUGGCCCGCCAGAGAAUCGUGGAGGAGGAGAGGCAAAGAGCGGUGGAGGCUUACCGGCUUUUGAAAAAACAGAAAUUACAGCAACAAGAGACUCAGAAGCCUGUUCAGAAAAAACGAGAGGCCCAGGAGUGAGGACGUCGCCGUGAGCCUCUUUUGAUCACAGACACUGUCAGACAAUUUUAAACAUGAGAGCACACCUCCCUGCUGCAGGUAUGUCUUUGGAAAUAUCUCUCACCUUAACUCUUCAGCCCCGAACUGCUGACAUUUUGUGUGCUCAGCAGCAGUUAUUCAAUUUGUCCACCAGAUGUCAGUCUUGUAAGAAAAAUGCUGCUUACGCGCAGGAGAUGUGUUUUAAGUCCUAGAUAUAUCCUUCUUUGCAAAUAAAACAGAAAACAGUUCAGUGAGUUUUGGAGUGAAGCGAGCAUGUUCUCGUGUCCGACUCCUGCUGUCAUACCUCGUAUUCACCGGAGUCGUCUUUCUCAAUGUUGCCCGGGAUGUUGGCUCUGAAUCAAACUCAUAUUUAUUUGUUUUGUGUCUUGUUGAAGCGUUUCGCCGAUUCUUCAAACCUUGCAUUCUCUAAUGGUCCUCAUAGAACGCAUUUCAGAUCAUACCUGGACUCCCACUGCUGCUCCAGUCAGAGGAGGCUGAGAGAGUAUCAGCCACAUGCUGCUCUUCAGCCCCUUUAUUUCCUCUACUGUCACACACAAGCAUCUCGAAAUAGAAAAUACCGAGGUUGAUUUAUUAACCAUGAAUACGGUUAGACAAUUUUUCCAUCAACUCAAGUGAGUGUGUGUUUGCCCACUGGUGGUUGUCAGAGUGACAUGGAAAUGUGGGUGGUGAAGUCAGCUGCUGAUGACUGGUACCGGUGUCUCCCCUGAGUACAACUUAAGCAGCUCUCAAGUGUCCAUGUGCAUCGGACAGCUUUUCUUUCUCCCCUGCGGCUCUCGCUGUCAGCAAGUCUCACGUACCCAUGCAGGUACCUGAGGUCCUUUAAAUAUUGUGAGGGGAAAAAAGAACUGGCGGUUGGGUGUACGAAUUUGGCUACAUUUUCCUGUGUGUGUGUUUUCCUGGAGUGUUGUAUUGGAAUACUGCGGUGACUAUCUGCAUCUUUUUGCAUUUGUUUUUGGAAAGUGUGAACUGAACUGAUGGACAACCAAGUCUGUCAGGUCCAUUCGUGAUCUAAGAGAGAGGAAUCAACAGUGAUAUACUGUAUUCCUGAUGUACACAACCAUCAGGCUUUGUUUUUACAUUUACAUGUAGUUUUACUAUGCCUUUCCUGUACUGCCCUGUUUUUUUUUUUAAGAUACAUGUUGACACCCUAGGCUUUGCUGGAAAAUGAUCAGCUAUGCCUGGAACUAGGGGGAGUCUCCAAAAAUGAUGAUGUUUGCAGAUGAUAUAGUGAUUCCUCCUGACAAUGCAGAAGAGAAAAGGAAGUCAGUAGUGAACGUCUGAGUGAAGAUAAAGGGGGCACUGAAAACUGCUCAGUUAGAUGGACUCAGACAUCCAGACCAACCAAGAGAGGUGAAGAGGAGAGUGCAGGCAGGGUGGAAGUGGCUCAGAUGUGAUGACUGAUGGGGUUUUCAUCAAAACGAGCGUUAAUCUCAUCAAGAAAAGACUUGUAAAUAAACUUUUCUCUUGCGCUUUAUUCACGUAAAGUAAAGUAGCAGUCAAACAUACUUCAUGUCACAGUGUACUUUGUGAUCUGAUGUUGCAGAUUGUCACGCAAUAUUUUUACAUUCCUGGUUCAUCACAGUUGAUAAAUAGAAGUUUGAAUAAGAGUAUUUAUUAUUGUCUGAUGCUACAGCUUGAUAUGUGUUACUUAUAUCAAAAGGAAGGUGUGUAUUUAUCUUCAACAGUUGGAAUGUCAUGCCACCAGUUCCGUAAUACAAGAGCAUUGAGUAGAAAUACAAUCCUAGAUUUCAUGAUGACCAAUUCACUUUGGUCCAGCUUCUCCAGCAGGACAGACACUGGAGGUGGAGAGAGGAGACGAUGGGUUGUGCAGGAUGAUAUUAUCUUGGCGUGUCAUUUCAACAGAAAGCUGCUUCAGUUGUCGUCUGUGUUAAAGGGGUCGGCCGAGCUGCUGCUUCCUGAGGGCAUGGAUGGAAGUGUCGCACGAGGGAUGAUGGUCUCUUGGUCCUUCUGCGUGUCAAUAUAGAGACAUAAGUCUCAGAGGUUUGUUCAGGUGGGGAGUGAAGAAGGCCAGCACUCACCUUGGUCAUGCCUUUUGCAAUCAGGGCCAGUUCAGUCGGCUGAUAGACGCAGCUUCUCAGCUGACCGUUGUAGGAGCCGUAUGGAGACACUGGCUUGGCUGGAACUAUUGGAAGAGUGCUUCAUGUUAGACUUGUUUUUGCCCGACUGCUGUCAAAAUUGUACAAUUCAAAAGUCUAAUUAUCAGUUUAAGUCUGGUCUGACGAGAGAAUGUUUGGGACGAAAGAUGAAAAUAUGUCCAGAAACACCAACAUUUUUUCAUCUCCUCUUCUGAUUCAUAAAUUGUCCGUAGUCAAACUACACUGCAGUCAUUUAAAUGGGAUGUGUAGCCUAAAAUAGAGGCUGUAAAUCCCUGUCUUUGGACCUCACUACACAGGUUCAUCAUAUUGUAUUGUAUUUCGGCUUUUAUUCUUAAAUUAAAUGUGUACGCCAG
This is a messenger RNA of Synchiropus splendidus (mandarinfish), 3412 nucleotides long. It is a transcript of the gene ccdc137, whose product is annotated as coiled-coil domain containing 137. Bases 97 to 903 code for a protein of 268 amino acids. The record is from RefSeq and is a predicted model, not a curated record. Lineage: Eukaryota; Metazoa; Chordata; Actinopteri; Syngnathiformes; Callionymidae. The transcript has 6 exons.